Messenger RNA from Zophobas morio, 1288 nucleotides. RefSeq names its product tRNA N(3)-methylcytidine methyltransferase Mettl2. The transcript is spliced from 4 exons. The record is from RefSeq and is a predicted model, not a curated record. NCBI's taxonomy places the organism in Eukaryota, Metazoa, Arthropoda, Insecta, Coleoptera, Tenebrionidae. Gene Ontology annotation, molecular function: tRNA (cytidine-N3)-methyltransferase activity. The coding region runs from base 245 to 1171 and encodes 308 amino acids.
GCGAGUUGCACCCAACAACCCCAAAACCGCCCAAUUUCACGCGAACGUCGCCAUCAACGACCGCCAGGAUUAACCCGAGAGCGAAAACUUAAUCGCCUGGUAGAACUACACCCGAUUUUUUCCUCCAGGGCACUUCUACCAACCGCACAAAAUUCCUAUAAAAAUCGCCCGUCUAAACAUAACCUCAAAAUGUGCGAGCCACGGAGGCCCCAAUUCGGCAACAGAUUCCUGACGGACGAAAGCAAUGUUUUCGAGCAUAAUGCGUGGUAUGAAAAUUUUACCCACCCGCGGGUGCCACACUCGCGGUCGCAAGAAACCCAAAUACGGCACCCGAUUCUUACUCGACAAAAGCAAAAUUUUUGAUUUCAAUGCUUGGGACGACGUCGAGUGGGACGAGGAGCAUGAAACCCAAGCCCGCAAGAAAGUCGAGGAGAAUAGUGAGGUUAAGUUGGAACGCGACGUGAUCGAGAAAUUUGAAAACGAAGCGGACAAGUACUGGGACGCGUUCUACGACAUUCACACCAACAGGUUUUUUAAAGACAGGCAUUGGUUGUUCACCGAGUUUCCGGAGCUGUCGGUGGGUGAGAAUGAAGCCAAGAGGAUAUUUGAGGUUGGGUGUGGUGUAGGGAACACCAUUUGUCCGAUCCUACAGAACUCAAAAAGCCCGAACUUGUACGUCUACGGGGGCGACUUUUCCCCAAAAGCCAUAGACAUUCUUAAAGAAGCGCCUGAGUUUGACCCAAAUAGGUGUAGUGUUUUUGUAUUGGAUGCAACUCAAGAGACGUGGGAGGUUCCACUUGAAGAAAACAGUAUAGACAUUAUUGUUUUAAUAUUUGUCUUGUCUGCAAUAAACCCGUUAAAGUUUAAUAACGUAAUUCAAAAUAUGUACAAAUAUUUGAAACCUGGGGGCUUAGUUUUAUUCAGAGACUAUGGACGCUAUGAUAUGGCGCAACUGCGAUUUAAACCUGGGCGCUCCUUAGGGGAAAAUUUCUACGUGCGAGGGGAUGGCACCAGGGUAUAUUUUUUUACUCAAGACGAAGUUAAACAAUUAUUUGAGAGACACGGUUUCAACGAGGAAGAAAACCGGGCCGACAGACGCUUGCAAGUGAACAGGGGGCGGCUGCUCAAGAUGUACAGAGUCUGGAUUCAAGCAAAAUAUCGAAAAACUUAAAUUGACAAAUAUAUUAAUCUUUUGUAAACUUUUAAAAAUUACAUAAUUGUAUUAUGUCUAAUAGAUUAUAUGUUUUUCAGUUACGUGAUUAAAUGAAAAAUAUACAUGAAAAAGUAA